Messenger RNA from Chelonia mydas (Green sea turtle), 8078 nucleotides. RefSeq names its product complement receptor type 1. The record is from RefSeq and is a predicted model, not a curated record. Bases 80 to 7837 code for a protein of 2585 amino acids. NCBI's taxonomy places the organism in Eukaryota, Metazoa, Chordata, Testudines, Cheloniidae. The transcript is spliced from 63 exons.
CCUCCCGCUCCGAGCCCGACGGUGCUGGGGGAGCCGGAGCGAGCGGUCGCGCCCCUGAGCCUCCGCUGCCAGCCCCGCCAUGGUCUCGGCUCCGCGCUGCCGGCCCGGCGCCCGGGGGCUCCUGGCGCUGCUGAUGCUCCUGCCCCUGCCCGGGGCUCGCGGUCUGUGUGGGACCCUGCCAAGGCUCCGUCGUGCCAUCCCCCAUGAUACUAAUCACGCAGAGGGCUUCCCUAUCAACGCAGAAGUGACAUACAAGUGCGUUGAUGGCUGUGUUAAAAUCCCUGGAAAGUCAGACACUGUAGUUUGCCUUCCAAACUCAGAGUGGUCGAGCAUUGGAGAGUUUUGUGAUCAUGACUGUGGUGCCCCCCCAAGGUUAAAAUCUGCUGCCUUAAGUAAGGAAGAUGAGAGGAAGAAUUACCAUCCUAGGGGGUCCACUGUGCGUUAUGUCUGUCGUCCAGGAUAUGAGAGGACCGAACUGACACCUGUCAUUACUUGUCUUGAGAAUUUAACAUGGUCAGAAAGCCCUGAGUUCUGUAGAGGGAAAUCUUGUGGUGUUCCAAAAGGACCAGAGCAUGGCAGAGCUGUUGAUGUAACAAAUGACCUGUAUGGUGCAAAAGUCAACAUAAAUUGUGAUGACGGGUUCAGAUUACGUGGGCGGACUUUCAUCCAAUGUUUGCGGAAGGGAGAUCAAGUUGAAUGGAGUCCACUUCCAACUUGUCAAGCGAUUACUUGUUCUCCUCCUCCUGAUAUUGUCAAUGGGACACACAAUGGCAGCAACAUGGAAAUCUUUCACCGUAACUCAUCGGUAACUUACAAAUGUGACCAUAAUUUCUCGCUUACUGGAGAGGCCUCCAUUCACUGUACAACUAAAGAUAACAUCAAUGGAGUCUGGAAUGGGUCUGCCCCUGAAUGCAAAGUCAUAAUUACCCAGGACAAACCCACAACUGUCCCUCCUGAAGGAGCAGAAGGAGCUGGUACUUCCUCAGGUCUGUGUGGGACCCUGCCAAGGCUCCGUCGUGCCAUCCCCCGUGAUGCUAAUCACACAGGGGGCUUCCCUAUCAACGCAGAAGUGACAUACAAGUGCGUUGAUGGCUGUGUUAAAAUCCCUGGAAAGUCAGACAGUGUAGUUUGCCUUCCAAACUCAGAGUGGUCAAGCAUUGGAGAGUUUUGUGAUCAUGACUGUGGUGCCCCCCCAAGGUUAAAAUCUGCUGCCUUAAGUAAGGAAGAUGAGAGGAAGAAUUACCAUCCUAGGGGGUCCACUGUGCGUUAUGUCUGUCGUCCAGGAUAUGAGAGGACCGAACUGACACCUGUCAUUACUUGUCUUGAGAAUUUAACAUGGUCAGAAAGCCCUGAGUUCUGUAGAGGGAAAUCUUGUGGUGUUCCAAAAGGACCAGAGCAUGGCAGAGCUGUUGAUGUAACAAAUGACCUGUAUGGUGCAAAAGUCAACAUAAUUUGUGAUGACGGAGAUUGGGAGACAAGGAGAAUGCCUUUUCCUGUAGCUGAGCUAUCGGCCUACUUCUCAGGUGAUGUAAUACCAACUAGCUGUUACCAGAUAUCAAAUCACUUUGCAAAGGAGGGCAGUAUUGUUUACCUCAUUUUACAGAUGGGGAAACUGAAGCGCAGAGGGGAAGUGACUUCCCAAGGUCACCCACAGGACAGAGGCAGAAAUGAGAAUGGAAUCCAAGUUUCCCGAGUCCCAGUCCGGUGGUUUUUCCUCAACUUACCUAGGGACUUCUUCCACCUUCUGGAGAUGUUCAGAUUACGUGGGCGGACUUUCAUCCAAUGUUUGCGGAAGGGAGAUCAAGUUGAAUGGAGUCCACUUCCAACUUGUCAAGCGAUUACUUGUUCUCCUCCUCCUGAUAUUGUCAAUGGGACACACAAUGGCAGCAACAUGGAAAUCUUUCACCGUAACUCAUCGGUAACUUACAAAUGUGACCAUAAUUUCUCGCUUACUGGAGAGGCCUCCAUUCACUGUACAACUAAAGAUAACAUCAAUGGAGUCUGGAAUGGGUCUGCCCCUGAAUGCAAAGGUCUGUGUGGGACCCUGCCAAGGCUCCGUCGUGCCAUCCCCCGUGAUGCUAAUCACACAGGGGGCUUCCCUAUCAACGCAGAAGUGACAUACAAGUGCGUUGAUGGCUGUGUUAAAAUCCCUGGAAAGUCAGACAGUGUAGUUUGCCUUCCAAACUCAGAGUGGUCAAGCAUUGGAGAGUUUUGUGAUCAUGACUGUGGUGCCCCCCCAAGGUUAAAAUCUGCUGCCUUAAGUAAGGAAGAUGAGAGGAAGAAUUACCAUCCUAGGGGGUCCACUGUGCGUUAUGUCUGUCGUCCAGGAUAUGAGAGGACCGAACUGACACCUGUCAUUACUUGUCUUGAGAAUUCAGCAUGGUCAGAAAGCCCUGAGUUCUGUAGAGGGUCUGGCACUGAUAAACUGGGCAUCGGCCUGGGCAUCGGUGGUGCUGUUGUCAUCAUUUGUGCUGGGAUCGUUGGAGCUUCCAUUUUAUGGCAAAAGAAAAAACGUUCUUACGGUGUAAAUCUGGAUUCCCGAAAGCAUCACAUUAUGACAGAAUUGAUCUUGAAAGGCCGCCGCCUUCGCCCCGCGACUUCUCCCUCUGCCGCCGCCAUGGUCUCGGGGCCGCGCUGCCCGCCGGCCGCCCGGGGGCUCCUGGCGCUGCUGAUGCUGCUGCUGCCGCGCCUGCCCGGGGCUCGCGGCACUUGUGAUUCUCCUCCAAGGUUGCAUUUUGCUGAGCUGCCUGGGGGAGGGAAAAAUUCCUAUCCUGUUGGGACCAGACUGCAAUACUCCUGUCGCCCAGGAUACAUUCUGAGCUCUGGAAAGUCUCCUUUUGUUACAUGUCUUGAAAAUUCAAAAUGGUCAGUAGACCCUGAGUUUUGUGUAGGAAGACCAUGUAAACCACUAGAACUCGAAAAUGGCAGGGUUGAUUUAACGGAUCUCCGGUUUGGUGCGACAGCAAACUUCUCCUGUAAUGAAGGGUACAGAUUAAUUGGACCGACUUCUGCCCAGUGUGUGCUUGUGGGAAAUGGAGUUGAUUGGGAUACGGAGGUUCAACUUUGCCAAGCACUACCUUGUCUUCCACCUCCUGAUAUCACCGAUGGAUCCCAUAGUGGUCAGAGUGGAGAAGAGUUUUCCUUUGGCUCUGCAGUAACUUACAGAUGUGACCCGGGCUUCUCUCUUAUUGGAGAGGCCUCCAUUCACUGUACAACGAAAGAUCAAGUCAAUGGAGAGUGGAGUGGGCCUGCCCCUGAAUGCAAAGUGGUCAAGUGUCCUGAGCCAGAAGUUAAAAAUGGAAAAAAGCAAUCUGGGUUUGGACCUGACUAUUCAUAUGGAAACGCCGUAAUAUUUGCAUGUGAUUCUGGCUACACUCUGCAUGGUAGCAGUUCAGUUAGAUGUGAAGCUAACAAUUCAUGGGUUCCAUCUUUGCCAACUUGUCUAGUGGUCAAGUGUCCAGAGCCAGAAGUCAAAAAUGGAAAAAAGCAAUCUGGGUUUGGACCUAACUAUUCAUAUGGAAACACUGUAAUAUUUGAAUGUGAUUCUGGCUACACUCUGCAUGGUAGCAGUUCAGUUAGAUGUGAAGCUAACAAUUCAUGGGUUCCAUCUUUGCCCACCUGUCUAGGAAGACCAUGUAAACCACUAGAACUACAAAAUGGCAGGGUUGAUUUAACCGAUUUCCGGUUUGGUGCAACAGCCAACUUCUCCUGUAGUGAAGGAUUAAUUGGACCGACUUCUGCCCCAUGUGCGCUUGUGGGAGAGUGCACAAUUCAAUGCAGCAUCGUCGUGAGUCCGCGCCGCCUGCGCCCCGCGACUCUUCCCGCCGCUGCCAUGGUCUCGGGUCCGCGCUGCCCGCCGGGCCUCUGGGGGCUCCUGGCGCUGUUGCUGCUGUCGCGCCUGCCCGGGGCUCGCGGCACUUGUGAUUCUCCUCCACGGUUGCAUUUUGCUGAGCUGCCUGGGGUCAUGAACAAUUCGUAUCCUGUUGGGACCAGACUGAAAUACUCCUGUCGCCCAGGAUACAUUUUGAGCUCUGGAAAGUCUCCUUUUGUUACAUGUCUUGAAAAUUCAAAAUGGUCAGUAGACCCUGAGUUUUGUGAAGGAAGACCAUGUCAACCACUAGAACUCGAAAACGGCAGGGUUGAUUUAACGGAUCUCCGGUUUGGUGCGACAGCAAACUUCUCCUGUAAUGAAGGGUACAGAUUAAUUGGAGCGACUUCUGCCCAGUGUGUGCUUGUGGGAAAUGGAGUUGAUUGGGAUAAGGAGGUUCCACUUUGCCAAGCAAUACCUUGUCUUCCACCUCCUGAUAUCACCCAUGGAUCCCAUAAUGGUCAGAGUGGAGAAGAGUUUUCCUUUGGCUCUGCAGUAACUUACAAAUGUGACCCGGGCUUCUCUCUUAUUGGAGAGGCCUCCAUUCAUUGUACAACGAAAGAUCAAGUCAAUGGAGAGUGGAGUGGGCCUGCCCCUGAGUGCAAAGUGGUCAAGUGUCCUGAGCCAGAAGUUAAAAAUGGAAAAAAGCAAUCUGGGUUUGGACCUGACUAUUCAUAUGGAAACGCCGUAAUAUUUGCAUGUGAUUCUGGCUACACUCUGCAUGGUAGCAGUUCAGUUAGAUGUGAAGCUAACAAUUCAUGGGUUCCAUCUUUGCCAACUUGUCUAGGCACUUGUGAUUCUCCUCCACGGUUGCAUUUUGCUGAGCUGCCUGGGGUCGUGAACAAUUCCUAUCCUGUUGGGACCAGACUGCAAUACUCCUGUCGCCCAGGAUACAUUUUGAGCUCUGGAAAGUCUCCUUUUGUUACAUGUCUUGAAAAUUCAAAAUGGUCAGUAGACCCUGAGUUUUGUGAAGGAAGACCAUGUCAACCACUAGAACUCGAAAACGGCAGGGUUGAUUUAACGGAUCUCCGGUUUGGUGCGACAGCAAACUUCUCCUGUAAUGAAGGGUACAGAUUAAUUGGAGCGACUUCUGCCCAGUGUGUGCUUGUGGGAAAUGGAGUUGAUUGGGAUAAGGAGGUUCCACUUUGCCAAGAACCUACUCUGAACACAACCCCAAAUGGCCCUAAAGAAAGCCCAGGGCCGAACACUGGUACCAUGAUUGCUAUUGGAAUACUUGAGUUACCCUCAAGCAGCAUCGUCGUGAGUCCGCGCCGCCUGCGCCCCGCGACUCUUCCCGCCGCUGCCAUGGUCUCGGGUCCGCGCUGCCCGCCGGGCCUCUGGGGGCUCCUGGCGCUGCUGCUGCUGUCGCGCCUGCCCGGGGCUCGCGGCACUUGUGAUUCUCCUCCAAGGUUGCAUUUUGCUGAGCUGUCUGGGGUCGUGAGCAAUUCGUAUCCUGUUGGGACCAGACUGAAAUACUCCUGUCGCCCAGGAUACAUUCUGAGCUCUGGAAAGUCUCCUCUUGUUACAUGUCUUGAAAAUUCAAAAUGGUCAGUAGACCCUGAGUUUUGUGUAGGAAGACCAUGUAAAGCACUAGAACUCGAAAACGGCAGGGUUGAUUUAACGGAUCUCCGGUUUGGUGCGACAGCAAACUUCUCCUGUAAUGAAGGGUACAGAUUAAUUGGAGCGACUUCUGCCCAGUGUGUGCUUGUGGGAAAUGGAGUUGAUUGGGAUAAGGAGGUUCCACUUUGCCAAGCAAUACCUUGUCUUCCACCUCCUGAUAUCACCGAUGGAUCCCAUAAUGGUCAGAGUGGAGAAGACUUUUCCUUUGGCUCUGCAGUAACUUACAAAUGUGACCCGGGCUUCUCUCUUAUUGGAGAGGCCUCCAUUCACUGUACAACGAAAGAUCAAGUCAAUGGAGAGUGGAGUGGGCCUGCCCCUGAGUGCAAAGUGGUCAAGUGUCCAGAGCCAGAAGUCAAAAAUGGAAAAAAGCAAUCUGGGUUUGGACCUGACUAUUCAUAUGGAAACACUGUAAUAUUUGAAUGUGAUUCUGGCUACACUCUGCAUGGUAGCAGUUCAGUUCGAUGUGAAGCUAACAAUUCAUGGGUUCCAUCUUUGCCCACCUGUCUAGAACCUACUCUGAACACAACCCCAAAUGGCCCUAAAGAAAGCCCAGGGCCGAACACUGGUACCGUGAUUGCUAUUGGCGGCAACGCCCUGAGGCCGCUCCGCCGCCGCCGCCUUCGCCCCGCGACUUCUCCCUCUGCCGCCGCCAUGGUCUCGGAGCCGCGCUGCCCGCCGGCCGCCCGGGGGCUCCUGGCGCUGCUGAUGCUGCUGCUGCCGCGCCUGCCCGGGGCUCGCGGCACUUGUGAUUCUCCUCCAAGGUUGCAUUUUGCUGAGCUGUCUGGGGUCGUGAACAAUUCGUAUCCUGUUGGGACCAGACUGAAAUACUCCUGUCGCCCAGGAUACAUUUUGAGCUCUGGAAAGUCUCCUUUUGUUACAUGUCUUGAAAAUUCAAAAUGGUCAGUAGGCACUGAGUUUUGUGAAGGAAGACGAUGUAAACCACUAGAACUUGAAAAUGGCAAGGGUGAUUUAAUGGACCUCCGGUUUGGUGCAAGAGCAAACUUCUCCUGUGAUGAAGGGUACAGAUUAAUUGGAGCGACUUCUGCCCAGUGUGUGAUUGUGGAAAAAGGAGUUGAUUGGGAUACGGAGGUUCCACUUUGCCAAGCAAUACCUUGUCUUCCACCUCCUGAUAUCACCGAUGGAUCCCAUAAUGGUCAGAGUGGAGAAGACUUUUCCUUUGGCUCUGCAGUAACUUACAAAUGUGACCCGGGCUUCUCUCUUAUUGGAGAGGCCUCCAUUCAUUGUACAACGAAAGAUCAAGUCAAUGGAGAGUGGAGUGGGCCUGCCCCUGAGUGCAAAGUGGUCAAGUGUCCUGAGCCAGAAGUUAAAAAUGGAAAAAAGCAAUCUGGGUUUGGACCUGACUAUUCAUAUGGAAACGCCGUAAUAUUUGCAUGUGAUUCUGGCUACACUCUGCAUGGUAGCAGUUCAGUUAGAUGUGAAGCUAACAAUUCAUGGGUUCCAUCUUUGCCAACUUGUCUAGGCACUUGUGAUUCUCCUCCACGGUUGCAUUUUGCUGAGCUGCCUGGGGGAGUGAAAAAUUCCUAUCCUGUUGGAACCAAACUGCAAUACUCCUGUCGCCCAGGAUACAUUUUGAGCUCUGGAAAGUCUCCUUUUGUUACAUGUCUUGAAAAUUCAAAAUGGUCAGUAGACCCUGAGUUUUGUGAAGGAAGACCAUGUAAACCACUAGAACUCGAAAACGGCAGGGUUGAUUUAACGGAUCUCCGGUUUGGUGCGACAGCAAACUUCUCCUGUAAUGAAGGGCACAGAUUAAUUGGAGCGACUUCUGCCCAGUGUGUGCUUGUGGAAAAUGGAGUUGAUUGGGAUAAGGAGGUUCCACUUUGCCAAGCAAUAUCUUGUCUUCCACCUCCUGAUAUCACCGAUGGAUCCCAUAAUGGUCAGAGUGGAGAAGAGUUUUCCUUUGGCUCUGCAGUAACUUACAAAUGUGACCCGGGCUUCUCUCUUAUUGGAGAGGCCUCCAUUCAUUGUACAACGAAAGAUCAAGUCAAUGGAGAGUGGAGUGGGCCUGCCCCUGAGUGCAAAGGGUCUGGCACUGAUAAACUGGGCAUCGGCCUGGGCAUCGGUGCUGUUGUCAUCAUUUGUGCUGGGAUGGUUGGAGCUUCCAUUUUAUGGCAAAAGAAAAAAAGUUCUUUCGGUGUAAAACCAAAUCUGGAUUCCCGAAAGCAUCACAUUACGACAGAACAUGAUUUCCAGAUGAGUGAAACAAAAUCUAAUUUGAUCUUGAAAGACAAUACUUCCCUGGGCACUGGGGAGACAGCGUACCUGGAGGCAGGGAAUGGAACUGGGCUGGGCAAAGCCACAUCAGACACUGCUGUGCCAAGGAUAUGUUAGGAAGUAUGAAUCCACUGCAUCUGAGUGAGGUGGAUCAUUGCUCUUGCCCUUGCCCUUGAAAAUGGCUUCUAGCAUCAAAAUUAUUUGCUCUUCUGAACAAUUUGAAGAUGCCAAAGUCUCCAGUGGUUUAGUGCCUGUAUUAUUUACUUGAUCAUCUGUCUUAUAAGAUUUAAAAUGUUAUAUUUUGUGACUGCAAGCUGCACUGAGCUUUUUUCUUAAAUAAACUAUUUAAAACAGAAAA